AUGGUAAAUUUCAGGCUAUUGGGCGCAUUGGCCCUGGUCUCCCCGGCCGUUCUUGCGCAGGACUGCAUUUCCCUGGCCACCUCGACAGCUUGCAAGGCUUUCAAUGCUUCAUCUAUAUCUGCUACAAAUACUACUUUAAUUGGACUAUUUCCAUUCCUCGCCUAUGUCACAUCUACAGAAUCAUUCGACACCGAAUUAAAUCGUUAUGUCUCUCAACAGUAUGUCUCGGAAAAGUUCACAAACCUCUUUGGCUGUGAUAAUGUCAACCUCGGCAACACCUCCAGCUACUAUGCCCGUUAUACGACGAGCUUUCUCUGCAAUGCAAUCAUACAGAAUUCCCGGGACUCUUGUCAAUCCACCCCAGCACAACUGACACCGCUGUGUGCCGACGCUUGUGCAGACAUGGCAAUCAGUGAAGAGCAGAUUGUAUCCAACAAUGCCUUGUGUUCCGGACGAGCGGACAGCUAUGCCGACCAAUUGCGCGCUGACUUCACCAACUGUGCUCUACCGGCCAACUCUAUCAGUGGAACAUGUAUCGCUGGAGCAUUAAACGAGCCUCGAGAUUGUGGUUUUGCUGGAAAUCUCAUGGGCCUCUGCAAUUUCUGCCGAGCCAGUACGGAAAACGCCACCGACUCCUGCUGUUUGACCUCCAACGCGACUGGUCGUUGUGAGGAUGUCACCCUCCCGGUCUUCUCUACGCUUCCAAACCUUCUUUCUUCAACCGCCAGUGCCACCUCCUCAUCCACCGGAAGCGCUUCAACGAAUGCCGCAGCAUCCACAGGAGGUGGCAAUGGUCUAAGUGGUGGUCAAAUCGCUGGAAUCGUGGUUGGAUCAGUGCUGGGAUUCUUGCUACUUCUGGCUUUGAUUGUCCUCGCCUUCAUGUGCCUACGCCGCAGGAAGAACGAUAGUAAGGCCGGUAGUUUACUCAAUCAGCCAUCUCCACAAAGGAAAGGACCAACAUCCUCAGCUUACAAUCAACCAAUGACCCAACCAGGCUAUGAGGUACUUCCUGGUGGUCGAGUUGCUCGCAUGUCAGCUCUACAAGAUGAACAACCCUCGGGAGCACCUCAUGUUGGGCCCCGUAACUACACUUCGCACACCGACCCAUAUGGUGGCAGCCCAGGAUCGGGUCAAAAGGCCUUGGGUAUGGGGGCCGCCAAGCUCGGAGAUUCUCCCGGAAGCGACUCACAACAAGGCAGCUCACCUGGCAGUGGAGGUGAUUUCUCUUCACCAGAGGGAGUUGCAAGUGGCCAGUCAGAACAAUUACCCUUUUUCAAAGACUACUACUCAAAUGACGACAUCCACCCUGGAGAUAAAGUCUCAGCUCUGUGGGCAUAUCAGCCUCGCGCCGGAGACGAGUUUGAACUGGAAAGGGGAGACAUGCUCAAAGUGGUGGGCAUUUGGGAUGAUGGGUGGGCCACAGGUGUUCGAAUCGAUGAUCGUGCCGAAGACUAUGAUGGCAAACACAAGCUUCAACGCGACAGCGGAGUGUCGAACGGGACGGCAACUCGAGAAGACUCAGGAACACCUCUGGGAGAAAUCAAGGCAUUCCCCUUGGUUUGCGUGUGCCUACCCGAAGCAUGGAGAAAGACCGUUGAAGGUGAUACUUCGACGGAAAGCGGCUCAGGAGGACCGCCUCAGAUGUGA
Molecule: messenger RNA, 1647 nt
Organism: Exophiala bonariae
Lineage: Eukaryota; Fungi; Ascomycota; Eurotiomycetes; Chaetothyriales; Herpotrichiellaceae
Exons: 2
Coding region: 1-1647 (548 amino acids)
Molecular function (GO): protein binding
Source: RefSeq, a predicted model, not a curated record